GAGGCUGGUUUAAAGAAGGCAUUCUUCAUUGAUGACCGGGGCCGAAGCGUGCGUCGAGUGGUAAAAAGUGAGAAACAGAUCUCAACGACCGUGGGCCGACCACUCACGUUUCAAAUCAAUAACUUUGGCGUUUUGUAAAAGGGGAAAAAAGUGAGAACGUGUGAGAAGCUGAGGACGUGAAAUGGUCUAAAAAUUCCAAGUCGAGUCCGGGAAGUGUUCGAAACGGCCAGCCGCUCCCUCCGCCGAGUGACGAAUCUCCACCGAGUUGAUAUUCGCCUUUCGGAAUCGGUUUCGCUCAAACCCGGAAAAUGGCCGCUCGCGACCCAGCGACCGAAGAUUCGCUCUACCCGAUCGCCGUGCUCAUCGACGAACUCAAAAACGAAGACGUCCAGUUGAGGUUGAAUUCGAUAAAAAAACUAUCAACUAUCUGUCUUGCUCUUGGGGUAGAAAGAACUAGGAGUGAAUUGAUCCCAUUCCUCACUGACACAAUAUACGAUGAAGACGAAGUUCUCCUUGCGCUGGCUGAGCAAUUGGGCCAGUUCACACCAUUGGUCGGAGGCCCGGAAUAUGUCUAUUGUUUAUUGCCACCGCUUGAGUCUCUUGCUACGGUUGAGGAAACAGUGGUCCGUGAUAAGGCGGUCGAGUCACUGAGGUUUAUCAGUUCUCAGCAUAGCCCUGCAGAUCUAGAAGCUAGAUUCGUGCCACUUGUGACAAGGCUUUCUUCUGGUGAUUGGUUCACAUCCAGGACAUCGGCCUGUGGUCUUUUUUCUGUCUGCUAUUCAAGAGUGAAUGCUGCAGUUAAAGCUGAUUUGAGGACUCAUUUUCGCACUCUAUGCCAAGAUGACACACCGAUGGUGCGAAGAGCAGCAGCAAGUAAACUCGGUGAAUUUGCAAAAGUUGUAGAGCUUGAGUAUUUAAAAACAGAUCUUAUCCCGAUGUUUGUUACUCUUGCGCAAGAUGAACAGGAUUCGGUGCGACUUCUUGCUGUAGAAGCUUGCGUGAGCAUUGCUUCCUUGCUGAAACAAGAUGAUGUAGAGCAGCUUGUUAUGCCAACUUUGCGCCAAUGUACAAGUGACACUUCUUGGAGGGUUCGUUACAUGGUCGCUGACAAAUUUACAGAGCUCCAACAAGCUGUAGGUCCCGAGAUCACACGAUCGCAGCUCAUUCCUGGUCUUCAGUUACUCUUGAAAGACUCGGAGGCAGAAGUUAGGGCUGCUGCAGCGAAUAAGGUCAAGGACUUUUGUCAAGCACUUGAUCCGGCACAUCGAGAACAAGUGAUCAUGAUGAACAUCCUCCCCUAUGUAAAAGAGCUUGUAUCUGACCCGAACCAACAUGUCAAAGCCGCCCUGGCCAGUGUUAUCAUGGGCCUCUCUCCAAUACUUGGCAAGCAAAAUACAAUAGAGGAACUUCUUCCACUGUUUUUGUCACAACUUAAAGACGAUUGUCCAGAAGUGAGACUCAACAUUAUUUCCAAUUUGGACUGUGUUAAUGAAGUCAUUGGCAUACAACAGCUCUCCCAGUCAUUGUUGCCCGCUAUCGUAGAACUGGCAGAGGAUUCAAAAUGGAGAGUGCGCCUGGCGAUUAUCGAGUACAUGCCACUUUUAGCCGGGCAACUUGGAGUCGAAUUCUUCGACGAGAAAUUGAAUGCACUGUGCAUGGCAUGGCUUGUCGAUCAUGUUUACGCAAUUAGGGAAGCUGCGACGUUAAAUUUGAAAAAGCUUGUGGAAAAAUUCGGCUCAGAAUGGGCACAGAGUACUGUAAUUCCAAAGGUCCUCGCCAUGUCAAAUGAUCAGAAUUAUCUCCAUAGAAUGACAUGCCUUUUCAGUAUAAAUGUUUUGGCUCAAGUCUGUGGGACCGAUAUCACCGCCCAUUUGAUGCUGCCUACCGUAAUAACGAUGGCGUCUGACUCUGUUCCAAAUGUGCGAUUUAAUGUUGCAAAGACGCUGCAAAAAAUUGGGCCCAUAUUGGACGCAAAUUGUUUACAAUCACAAGUGAAACCUGUAUUAGAAAAACUGAAUGCAGAUGAUGAUGUCGAUGUUAAAUAUUUUGCUUCUGAAGCUAUGGCCGCAGUUAUUGCAGAAGAGCUACCUCACCCUAUUUUAACAUAACUCUUUUUUAUGAACACAAUAUUUAAAUAGUUCAUUUUAGUUUAAAAAUAAGUUGGUUUCAAUCAAUUGUUUUUUUGUUUGAAAAUAAUAAGGAAUGGUUAUGCAAGGAAAGUUUCGUAAAAACAAAAGGAAAAUGUAUGGUUUAUAAAUGUGAUGUUAGGAAAAAAUAAUUGGGACAUAUCGCAAGAGAUACAUGUAUGGAUAAAGUUGAUUUUAAUUUUUCACAGAUUCAGUUAAAUUGUCAAUCAUUAUGAAAUAUGCUAGGGAAUUUAAAGUAAUUUCCUAUUUUCUUUUUGGCAAUUGCAUUUUUGCCUCGUCCUUUCUAGUUUUUUGUUUGGGUUGUCUGGAAAAUAAUGCAGGUUUAUGGUUAUAAAAUAAAAACAAAUAGUGAUUUUAAA
Cimex lectularius (bed bug) is the source of this 2506-nucleotide messenger RNA. It is a transcript of the gene Pp2A-29B, whose product is annotated as serine/threonine-protein phosphatase 2A 65 kDa regulatory subunit A alpha isoform. Gene Ontology annotation, biological process: protein dephosphorylation. The record is from RefSeq and is a predicted model, not a curated record. Lineage: Eukaryota; Metazoa; Arthropoda; Insecta; Hemiptera; Cimicidae. Gene Ontology annotation, cellular component: cytoplasm; protein phosphatase type 2A complex. The transcript is spliced from 12 exons. Bases 309 to 2108 code for a protein of 599 amino acids. Gene Ontology annotation, molecular function: protein binding; protein phosphatase regulator activity.